This is a messenger RNA of Camponotus floridanus (Florida carpenter ant), 923 nucleotides long. RefSeq lists its product as uncharacterized. Lineage: Eukaryota; Metazoa; Arthropoda; Insecta; Hymenoptera; Formicidae. The record is from RefSeq and is a predicted model, not a curated record. The transcript has 6 exons. Gene Ontology annotation, cellular component: chitin-based extracellular matrix. The coding region runs from base 184 to 891 and encodes 235 amino acids. Gene Ontology annotation, molecular function: structural constituent of chitin-based larval cuticle.
CGUCGAGUUUGAAUACAUAAAAGUUGCAUAUUAUAAUGUGAGGAGACCUUUACGAGACUUCUUUUCGACAGAGAUUCUUAUAAUACUUUCACCAUCGAACUAUCUUCGCAGUAAACGGCAAUACGCGCAUGUGAACACAUCGAGCUAUAAAUAAUAGAUAAACAACUCUGAUUUUGUUCCAUAAUGAAAUACAUAAUCAUAGGCGUCAUCGCCUUGGUUAAUAUUUGUUUGGCGGAUGUAUUACAUAUUUUACCGGAAUACCAGACAACGACAACAUUAAAGCCGUACAGCUUCCAAUAUAAAGCGGGACGAUACCCGGGACACAUUGAUCGCGUCCAUCAAGAAGUUAGAGAUGAGGACGGAAUUAUUCACGGAACAUAUUCAUACGUUGAUCCAAAGCACAAAGUACGAACAGUCGAGUAUAAGGCUGAUAAAAACGGAUUUCAUCCUGCUUUGAUCAAUUUUGAUGACAAUUUUGCUCAGCCUGCCGAUUCAGAAGCUGUAAGAUUGGCCAAGGAAAAACAUAUGCAUCUUUAUCAAAAAAUCGCGGAAGCAAACGCUCAUAACGUUCCAGCAAAUUUGCCACGGGACUCGGCCAGCGUGGCAAGAGCAAAGGACAAGCAUAAUGAAUUGUACCAUAAGAUCGCGGAACAACACGCAGCGAUCGCCGUGCAGAGAGAAGCUGAACGACUAGCUUACGAAGCGACUUCCGUUGUCAAUGACGCAACGAUGAGCAUAGGAAAUCCAACUUCUGGGAUUAUAGGACAUAAAAGCGUAGCUUGGGAACACGGGGAAGGUCCUCCAGGUCAUCGGGGUCCUCCGGGUCCUCCGGGUCCACCGGGUUCUCCUCCCACUGACCCUUCUUCUAAUACUACUGAGACUGCAACGUAGAGAACGAUGAAAUAAGUUAUGGCGAUGGGUUG